Molecule: messenger RNA, 1986 nt
Organism: Lethenteron reissneri (Far Eastern brook lamprey)
Lineage: Eukaryota; Metazoa; Chordata; Hyperoartia; Petromyzontiformes; Petromyzontidae
Gene: USPL1
Product: ubiquitin specific peptidase like 1
Biological process (GO): Cajal body organization; protein desumoylation
Cellular component (GO): Cajal body
Molecular function (GO): SUMO binding
Source: RefSeq, a predicted model, not a curated record
GUCACCGCUCCACUCGACUUGUGUUUACGGCGUUUGAUCGCUCGCAAAACGCCAAAAGCGAAUCGCCGUCACACAAUCACGAUCACUGCUUAUCACUGGCACGGCGUCUCCUCGUUGAGAGACGCCUUCAUUAAACACCGUCGAGGGAUGCCACACGGCAGUUUUGUCUCGCGAAUCGCAGACGGGCGAGUUCACGGCGGGGUGAGGCCUAUCUAUGGCAGCCCGCCCUGGUGCUAGUUUGGGCCUCGGCUUGCCACAUCGCUAAGAAGACAAAUGUUAAUGUUACGCCGCCAAUAAAGAAAAAAACACCUCUUAAUGUUUGCAUGAAGAGGCUCGUGCAUACGGACAAACAUGGCGGCUAAACGAUUUCAGAUGCUGGGUCCAUGUCCAAUGUGCACGAAGAAUGGCAAAACGAGCUUCCUCAGGCGCUUUCUCAUCAACUUCAGUGAGUCAAUCAGCCUGUGUGAGGACCCCCAGUGCAUUUAUCCACUCGGGUACUUCCCGAUCGGGAGGAUUCUGACCAAAGCCAGUGCGCAGAAACAUCGUGCUAACGCCCGCAGGAGAAUGCGUACUUCUGUUGAAGACAUCCAGACUUUGGGCUCACCUAUAAAGCAAACGAGGGCCUGCGGCGAUUUCUCAGAGCAAAACCUCCCAAAAGAUAUUCCCCCGUUGAAGAAACGCAUUAACUGCGCGCAGAGUGUUGACAUUUCAAAAACGAGAGAGGUUCGCGGCGGGCUUGGGGGUUCAAGCGAGGAAAGCGAUGGCUGCCCAUCCAGAACGAGAGGCAUCGACGAACAUUCAGAAGGCUCGCACGGAGGCAGAUUAGAUUUGGAAAUUCCAGCGCAGCUUUCCGAGCAUUCUUAUUCGAGACUGAGGACAGAAAACGACCAGCGGAGUGAAGAGGACGCUACUCAGCCUCCUUGGACGUAUCUCGCGGGUCGUGUGCUACAGUGGCAGAACAAAUAUGCCCUGUGCUGGCUCGACUGCAUUUUGAUGGUCCUGGUGCAUAGCAGGAGUGUCCAGCAAAGGUUUCUCCAGCAGAGUAGAAUCUGCGCACCCAAAGGCAGUGUCGGAAUAUCUCAGGAAUGCUUUGUGCAGACUCUGUUAACCCAGUAUAACCAAGCACAGGCCAUGCUUGCCACCACCCUACAAAGCGGAGGCUUGCCGGAAGGGCACCGGGCACGCGGCGCCGCUGCCGCCACCGCCGCCACCGCCGCCGCCGCCACCACCACCGCUCCCGUUGCCGAAUCCUUUGCAGCCACCGCCGCCGCUACGGCUACCUUGCACGGUGUGCGCAUGGCGGUCUUCAGUGCAAUGCAGCCGCGACUCAAGUGCCAGCUGGGCAAGAACGAGAGCCCAGUGUUUGCCCUCCCACUCCUGCUGCGGGAGUCCCAAGAGCUGGAGGAGUUGUUCCUGCAGAGCUUUUCCUGGGAGACGCACUGUCAUGCAUGCUUAAAGGAAUCAAGGCACCAGGAUUCCAGCUGCUUGGUCACCUUUCCCAGUGUCGUGUCAGACUGGCACCCGCUCAACACCACACACCUGGGCACCUGCAGCCACUGCCAGGCCAAAGGGCAGCGGCGACGUCUGCAUUGGCACAGGCUCGCGCCGGUGACCGUGAUGCACUUUGAGAUGGGCAUGGCGCACGGGGACAUGGACAAGUACAGCUUCACUCAUCAGGGAGCCGCCUACGCCGUGUCAGGCGUUCAUCCAGUACCGCACUCAUCCGGACCACUUCAUCGCCUGGAUCCGCUCGCAAAACGGUACGUGGCUGGAGUGCGACGAUCUGAACGGGCCUUUCUGCGUGGAGAGAAAGGAGGUGAGCGUCCCUCCGGAGCAACUUCACGUUGUCUUCUGGGAGAAGGUGGCUUCCGCGGACGCGGAGGGAGGACGGACAUCCGGUGCGGAGCCUGGAGACUUCCGGCAAGACCACGGAGAGCUUGGCAGCCAAGCAGUGGCAGCGGAUGCGAGAGCAGACCGUUCAUGUGA